Messenger RNA from Diaporthe amygdali, 1581 nucleotides. RefSeq lists its product as uncharacterized. Gene Ontology annotation, molecular function: single-stranded DNA 5'-3' DNA exonuclease activity. NCBI's taxonomy places the organism in Eukaryota, Fungi, Ascomycota, Sordariomycetes, Diaporthales, Diaporthaceae. The transcript has 2 exons. The record is from RefSeq and is a predicted model, not a curated record. Gene Ontology annotation, biological process: interstrand cross-link repair. The coding region runs from base 1 to 1581 and encodes 526 amino acids. Gene Ontology annotation, cellular component: mitochondrion; nucleus.
AUGGCGUCUGACACCGGCAGCGAGUUCGACCUCUCGCUGGAAGAUGAACAGUUGCUAGCCUCUCUCGCUGAAGAUACCGCGCUCAAGGCAGCCGAUGUCUCUGCUGUCUCCCGCGAUGCGGCGAGCAGCCUUCACGGCAGCUCGCAGGGCAGGGCCGCCUUGGUUGGGAUCGCCCGAACCAAGAGCGUCAACGCCUUUGUCCACAAGACCCAGCCGCAGUCUACGCCGUCAGUUGUCCCGGCUGACGAUAUCAAAUACCCGCAUCUCACUCAAGUCUUGACUAGCUUAGAACAAGAGAGAUCUCGCGAACAGUCCUUGCCUUUGGCUCAUGAUGUCCCUGACACUAGAUCGCCUCUCCUCCGAUUUCGAACCUUUCCCCGAAAACCACUCUCUGUGUCCGAUCUGACCGCUGGAGCAUGGUGCGAGCUCCAAUACGAAUACACUUUAACGCGGCUACCGGGUGGGAAGAAGACGCGGACGACAGCGAUGAAAGAAGGCAGCAAGCUUCACCAGAAACUUGAAGACGAAGUGCACACCACAGUACAGAUCGAGAUAGUAACGAAGGAGGACGCUUUCGGCCUGAAAAUCUGGAACAUCAUACAAGGCUUGAGGACACUGCGGGAUACUGGUUUGACAAGAGAACUCGAGGUCUGGGGCCUGGUCGACGGAAAUGUCGUCAACGGUCUAAUCGACUUUCUGAGCUACGAGAAUCCAAGCCCAGAGUUCGAAGAAGAAUGGCUGGGCAGCCAAGCCGGCGCCGAGGAAAAGUCGCAGCACAAGAUUACAAACUUCUUCCCGUCGGAUCGGCCCGAGGGAUCUCAGUUGAAGAACGUCCGCAAAGUCUACCUGACGGAUGUUAAGACACGGGGUGUUAAGAGCAUGCCAAAAGGUGCGGCGCUGAGGCCGACCAAGGUACAGCUCUAUCUCUACCAUCGUUUUUUGUCGGAUAUGGCAUCAGAUAAAGUCAAUUUCUUGCAAGUGUUCAGGAGAUAUUGCUUGGAUGUGGAUGCGCCCUUCUCCGAUGCUUUCCUCGCACAGAUUGGCGAGUUACACGACGACUUGUUUCACGAUUCCAGCUCCAUCCUGUCUUCGGCCACAGCUCCACCGCAGGAUUUGGACAUGAAUGAUCUCCUGAAGUAUCGCACGCUGCAGGAGCUCGUACCAUUGCUCAGGGACGAGCUCAAGUUGACCUUCCCCGCCGGUUCCGAUAGCCUGGGCAGCGUGGUGACUGUGGACUAUCGGUUACGUGGUCAAGAAGGCGAACGCAUCGGGACCAACAUUGUUGCUGUCGAUUCUGUUGUUCUGGACCAGUAUCUGGGUGAUUACAUGCAGUGGUGGAGGGGCGAGAGAGCGGCCAUAGGGGUCGAGAUCGAAGAGGCGUACAAAUGCUCCUACUGCGAAUUUGCUGAAAUAUGCUCGUGGAGGGAAGAGAUCGACAAGGAGAACCUGAGGAGGGCCCAGGAGAAGAGGAGCGCGCAGAGGGAGGGCAAGGUCGACGCUGACGGCAAGAGAAAGUCAGGGUCUAAGUCUCCCAAGACAAGGAGGCGGAAGGACAGCCCUAUGGCUGAAGUCGCGGAAUGA